UUUUUUAAUCAACAUUUUUUAUACAGCAAUAACUAACUACAGAGUCAGAAAAAUAAAUUAAGGAUAGCAGGAAGGCUGUUGAGUUUCUAAAAAGAGGCGAUGGGCAUUUUGGAUCAGCUCCGAUGGGUCGCUGGCAGAGCAAUCGCUGUUAGCUCCGUUGUCGAUCACAAUCUCAAACCCGUCUCUGGUGGGAGUCAAGUGUAUAAAGGUGUGAAGGACGAGGCAUUAAAGGCAGGAACGUUCCAAUCAAGUUACAAAAAGAAGUCUCAUGGUUCUCGUGGUCUUGCUAUAAUGGUGGAGGAAAUGCAAGCUAAGGUUGAGACAGUGGAGGAAGAAAGGAACAGUGCAACUCAACGGCAAUCAUCAACUAAUUGUGUGAAAGCAUCGGACAAUUUAGGAGAGUUGCUUGCUGAGCCAUCAGAUGAGUCGACUCCUCAAAAGGCUAACAGGAAAAAGGUUUUUAUCCGUUCCCGACUAUGAAAGGAGAUCUCAAUAUGAGACCAGGUAAAAGUAUAUGUAACUUUUGAAGUGUAUAUCCAGAGGCUAUUAGUAAGUCUUGAUGUUGAAGUAUUUGUAUGUUUAAAGUACGGAUUGAGAUACUGUUAGUAGUUUCAGUGAGUUUUUCUUGUUGUCCAGCAAUAUAAUGAUACAACUACAGUUAAAGUGUUGUAAAAUUGUCAUCAUGCAAAAGUAUACACAUGGAAUUUCAUUUCA
Molecule: messenger RNA, 714 nt
Organism: Daucus carota subsp. sativus
Lineage: Eukaryota; Viridiplantae; Streptophyta; Magnoliopsida; Apiales; Apiaceae
Exons: 2
Coding region: 100-480 (126 amino acids)
Source: RefSeq, a predicted model, not a curated record